Molecule: messenger RNA, 2661 nt
Organism: Entrophospora sp. SA101
Lineage: Eukaryota; Fungi; Glomeromycota; Glomeromycetes; Entrophosporales; Entrophosporaceae
Source: the annotation of a GenBank genome assembly
AUGGCAAUUCAAACCAACACAUCGUUUAGUGACCCAACGCAGCUAUUGGAUGAAAGCAAAACGAGAAAGUCUGAAGACCGAAUACAAAUCCUUGAGACUCCACUUGCACGACCAAUAGUUCCAUAUCUCCCACCUGCUAUAAAUCAAUUAAUUCAACCAGAGUCUGAAGAUAAUUCCGUAAAUGAAUAUGAUGCUGGCAGAGUUUAUCUUGCUAAAUGGGCAUUAAAAGUUGACGAAGAAGCAAGAGUAGCUGCACGUCAAGAAUAUUUAGCAAAUCAUGGUGAAGGUGAGGCAUCAUCAAAUACUAUAAGAAAAAGAUGGUCAGAUCCUAAAUCAUGGGAAGAAGAAACUGAGGUGGGCGCUUUUGAAGUUUUAAAUGUCGAUUUAAAUUAUCCACCACUACUUUCAACACGAUCUACUUCCCUUAGUCCUGAGAAAUGGUUUUCAUCAUUGGAUUCUGAGGGAAGAUUAAAAGUUGAAGUUGAUGAAAUCCGUGAAAUUAUAUUUCGUGGGGGUAUCGAUGAUGAUAUUCGUGUUGAACUUUGGAAAUUUCUUUUGGGUGUGUAUCCAUGGGAUUCAAGUCAAGCUGAACGAGAAUAUAUAACACAAACAAAAGAUAAUUCUUUUUUUGCCGUAGAAGAUAUACCACAUCCAGAUCCAUUAUCUUCGGCAUCAUCACCAUUUACAAAUAAAAACCUUGAAUUAAUGAAAGAUAUUUUAAUGACAUAUUAUUAUUAUAAUAAAGAUCUUGGUUAUGUACAAGGAAUGAGCGAUUUACUUGCACCCAUAUUUGUCGUUAUGCACGACGAAGCUCAUGCAUUCUGGGCAUUUGUAGGAUUUAUGGAACGCAUGAAAUACAACUUUUAUCGCGAUCAAUCUGGGAUAAGACGUCAACUUUUAACAUUAGAUUAUUUGAUUCAAUUUAUGGACCCACGUCUUUAUGAACAUCUUCGAAAGACUGAUGCAUUAAAUCUUUUCUUUUGUUUCCGAUGGAUUUUAAUUUGGUUCAAAAGAGAAUUUAAAUGGGAUGAAGUUUUACAUUUAUGGGAAGUUCUUUGGUCUGACCAUUUAUCCUCGCAGUUUCAUUUAUUUGUUGCUUUAGCAAUUUUGGACAAACAUAAAAUGGCAAUCGUUGAGCAUUUACAUCGUUUUGAUGAAAUAUUAAAGUAUGUUAAUGAUCUAUCAAUGACAAUUCCAAUUGAUGAAACUUUAUUACGUGCCGAGACACUAUUUAAUAAAUUUAAACGAAAAAUUGAAAUUCUCGAUAAAAAAAAUUCAACAACAAAAUCAUCAUCAAAUCAACAACAAAAUGAAAAUCAUCAUGAUGGAUUAAGGAAGCGUAAAGAUAUGAAAGAGAUCAAAGAUGUUAGAAAAGUAGCAAAACUACUUGGCUCAAAGAUAUUAAAAGAUAUUUUGGCUAGAAUAAAACAACUUAGGCAUACGAACAGAACUCAAGCACAAAUAAUUGGUCCUGUGGAAGAAGAUCCAGAGUAUGAACUUAUAGUUCAAGCUAAUAAUAUAACCGUUGAUAUUGAUAAUGAAAUAUUAGUCGUACAUAAGUUUAUAAGAGAUCAUUAUGCAAAAAAAUUUCCCGAAUUGGAAUCAUUAGUUCUUAAUCCUUAUGAUUACACUAGAGCAGUUAAAGCUAUUGGAAAUGAAAUGGAUUUGACUAAAAUAGAUCUGAGAUCGAUUCUUCCAUCUGCUACUGUCAUGGUAGUAACUGUUACCGGAUCAACAACUAAUGGUCAACAAUUAACAGAAGAAGAGAAUACAAUCGUGAGUGAUGCAUGUGAUAUGGUAUUGGAAUUGGAUUCUGCUAAACGAGAGAUAUUAGAAUAUGUUGAUUCUCGUAUGACACUUAUUGCUCCCAAUCUAUCAGCGAUUGUUGGAAGCACGACUGCAGCCAAAAUAUUAGGACAAGCUGGUGGAUUAACGGCUCUUUGUAAAAUGCCGGCUUGUAAUGUAAUGCUUAUUGGUACACAAAAAAAGUUGAACACCGGAUUUUCAAAUGUGACAGCACCUAGACAUACGGGAUAUUUAUACCAAUCAGAAUUGAUUCAGAGAACGCCGACUGAUUUAAGAACUAAAGCUCAAAAGAUUGUUGCUGCAAAAUGUACUUUGGCAGCAAGAAUGGACCGAAUGCAUGAAUCAUCAGAUGGAUCCUUUGGAAGCACAUUACGUGAACAAAUUGACAAAAAACUUGUAAAAUUACAAGAACCUCCACCAACCAAAGCGGUCAAACCUUUACCUGUUCCUGAUGAAGGGCCAAAGAAAAGAAGAGCAGGAAAAAAGAUGAAGGAGGCAUACGUUGUUACUGAGCUUCGUAAAUCACAAAAUAGAAUGGCAUUUGGUGUUCCAGAAGAUGAAGCGUCAUCAUUUGAUAAAACAAAGGGGUUGGGACUUAUUGGACCAAAUUCAGGAAAAAUCCGAUCGCCAGUUGCAGAUCCUCGAGUCAAAGCAAAAACACCAAGGAAACAACAAUAUAUGGGAUCUUCUGGUGCCACAUCCGGUCUAUCGUCAUCAUUGGCUUUCACACCGGUACAGGGAAUUGAAUUGAUCAAUCCAGAAGAAACACAAAGGAAAAUCAAAGAAGCUAAUGAUAAAUACUUUUCUGGUGGCCAAUUCUUAAAAGUUGGAAGAGAUAAACAACAACAAAAAUGA